Messenger RNA from Macaca mulatta (Rhesus monkey), 1275 nucleotides. RefSeq names its product WD repeat domain 83 (gene WDR83). Gene Ontology annotation, cellular component: catalytic step 2 spliceosome. NCBI's taxonomy places the organism in Eukaryota, Metazoa, Chordata, Mammalia, Primates, Cercopithecidae. The record is from RefSeq and is a predicted model, not a curated record. Gene Ontology annotation, biological process: mRNA splicing, via spliceosome. Gene Ontology annotation, molecular function: protein binding.
GUUACACCCAAGCGUGGGUUUCGAAGGCGCGGAAUCUUCCAUACAGAUCGAUUUAAGGCGGCGAGGAAGGGGUCCUGGGACUAUGGCUUUCCCUGAGCCAAAGCCGCGGCCUCCGGAGCUGCCGCAGAAACGGUUGAAGACGCUGGACUGCGGGCAAGGGGCGGUGCGAGCCGUACGAUUUAAUGUGGAUGGCAAUUACUGCCUGACGUGCGGCAGUGACAAGACCCUGAAGCUAUGGAACCCGCUUCGGGGGACGCUGCUGCGGACGUACAGCGGCCACGGCUACGAGGUGCUGGAUGCGGCCGGCUCCUUUGACAACAGCAGUCUCUGCUCCGGCGGCGGGGACAAGGCGGUGGUUCUGUGGGAUGUGGCAUCAGGACAGGUCGUGCGCAAAUUCCGGGGCCAUGCAGGGAAGGUGAACACGGUGCAGUUUAAUGAAGAGGCCACAGUUAUCCUGUCCGGCUCUAUUGAUUCCAGUAUCCGCUGUUGGGAUUGCCGCUCACGGAGGCCUGAGCCAGUGCAAACGCUGGAUGAGGCCAGAGAUGGCGUGUCCAGUGUGAAGGUGUCAGACCACGAGGUCCUGACAGGCUCUGUGGACGGCCGCAUGAGACGCUAUGACCUGAGGAUGGGCCAGCUCUUCUCAGACUACGUGGGCAGUGAGUGUGGCCGGAGAUGUGAGACAGGCAGGGAAGAUGGGGGGCCAGCCAGGGGCACCCCAGCCUCACUCACCUAUCCGUCCCUCCUCCAAGGCCCCAUCACCUGCACCUGCUUCAGCCGGGAUGGGCAGUGCACCCUGGUGUCCAGUCUGGACUCCACAUUGCGGCUCCUGGACAAAGACACAGGGGAGCUGCUGGGCGAGUACAAGGGCCAUAAGAACCAGGAGUACAAGCUGGACUGCUGCCUAAGCGAGCGUGACACACAUGUGGUCAGCUGCUCUGAGGACGGGAAGGUGUUCUUCUGGGACCUGGUGGAGGGUGCCCUGGCUCUGGCCCUGCCUGUGGGUCAUGGCGUGGUGCAGUCGUUGGCCUACCACCCCACGGAGCCCUGCCUGCUGACUGCCAUGGGGGGCAGCAUCCAGUGCUGGCGGGAAGAGACCUAUGAGGCAGAGGAUGGAGCAGGCUGAAGCCAGGGGACCCACCAACAGGACCAAGGACCGAGACACAGAUGCAGAAGGACUGCAGAGACCAUUUUAUUCUAGAGACGUGGCUGACCAAAAAGUAGGGGAGGGGCUGGGUCUGCAAAUUAAUAAAUAGAGGAGGGGGUAAGACCUUGGGA